This is a messenger RNA of Colletotrichum karsti, 1539 nucleotides long. RefSeq names its product putative protein kinase domain-containing protein. The record is from RefSeq and is a predicted model, not a curated record. NCBI's taxonomy places the organism in Eukaryota, Fungi, Ascomycota, Sordariomycetes, Glomerellales, Glomerellaceae. The transcript has 3 exons. The coding region runs from base 1 to 1539 and encodes 512 amino acids. Gene Ontology annotation, molecular function: protein serine/threonine kinase activity; ATP binding. Gene Ontology annotation, biological process: peptidyl-threonine phosphorylation; peptidyl-serine phosphorylation.
AUGAUGUCUCUCGUCCGAACUAUCUACAAGACCACGUGCGCCACCGAGGAAGAACUCAUUCAAAAGGCUAGCCAGAUCUGGGGUGAUGAUAUGGGUAGCCGGCGAAGGAUCAUCGCCACGCUGGUCUUCAUGAAGCAGGCGAGCCGCAUCGAGGACUUUAUUGAGGAAAAGAUCUUCGAUCAUCACUUACCACUGUGCCAUGAGAGCAAGAGCAGGAAAGAGUUCAGAACCCUUGUUGGUGGUGACCGAACCAACACAACACUGUUCCGAAGUUGGGAGCGCGUUCAUGUCGAUCUAUUCUAUGUUUACCAGAAAAUGAUCUUCGUCCCUUUCUUGAGCAUGGAAGAUGGCAUCCUCUGCUCAUAUGUAUUCGAUGGCAACGUCAGGCUUCCAUGGGACAAGUUCGAGCAGAAGACGGCUGGUGGGCACGGAACAAUCCACCGGCUCGAGAUUCACCAGAGCCACCACGACUACAACAGUCACAACACCCAGGAGAGACCGACCUGUUUUGCGGUCAAGGAGAUAAAUGGUGCCAACCACGAAUCCUAUCGCAACGAGCUUCGAGCCCUGGAGCGCUCAUGCGCCAAGGUACAGAAGGAAAAACAUCUGAUAAAGCUACUUCUCACUUUCCAGCAUGGUAACACGCCAUACCUUGUCUUUGAGUGGGCAGAUGGUAACCUGGAGGAAUUCUGGAAGAAGAAACAGGUUAAGACAUCACCUUCGGCGACAAAUUGGAUGGCACAGCAAUGUCGCGGUAUCGCAAAUGCUAUCAAACGCAUUCAUGGACUUACAACAUGGCAGAAGGAGGAGAGGUCAUUAAACCCCAACUCCGAUGAGGUGUUUGUCAAGGAUUGGGGGCGGCAUGGAGACAUCAAGCCCACCAACAUCUUGUGGUUCUCAACCCAUGGAGAAGAUCGGGACCACCUCGUUGUUGCUGACUUGGGAUUGACCCGAUACCACUCCAGCCUCACGAAGUCACGCGUCAUGAGAGUGGACGGUUACACCGGGACCUACCGAGCUCCAGAAAUCGACCUUGGCAACCCCAUCUCUGCGAAGUAUGACAUAUGGUCCCUCGGAUGCGUUUUUCUCGAGUUCUGCAUCUGGUUUCUACUUGGGUAUGACGACGUUGAGAACUUUCAGAGAGACCGCAAUCUCAAUCGCUUGUCGGAUGAUGAGGACGACAUAGAAGAGCCUGAUCACAGUUACUUCGUGACUUCGCAAAUGCCUCACGGGGGCAAGCGAGCUAAGCUCCACCCAGCUGUGCAGAAGUGGGUCAAAAAAUUGAGGAAUUUGGUCCCAUCUACAAGCUUCGCACACCACAUGCUGGAUCUGAUCAUGAACGGAAUGCUUGUUAUUGAUCCUAAAGGAAGACACUCCAUCGACAUCAUCUCGCUGGAACUGUCACGUAUUGAAUCCAGGCUGCCACAAACAUCUGAAGGCCUCACCCCUUUCCCGGUUACUAAGGACAAAACCUAUCCGUCACCGGAGCCAAAGUCUUCCAAGGUGAGUUUCCUCAUCGUUCUGAUAGAGACAUUAUAA